Brugia pahangi is the source of this 1245-nucleotide messenger RNA. NCBI's taxonomy places the organism in Eukaryota, Metazoa, Nematoda, Chromadorea, Rhabditida, Onchocercidae. The record is from the annotation of a GenBank genome assembly.
AUGGCGAUAAGAUUAUCUGCGGGAGGUGCAUCUGAGAGAGAAGUUAUGCUGAAAAAAGAAAGAAAAGACAGAAAAAAGAUUGCAAGUGAGAAAAAGUUGCAAGAGAAUAGCAGUGAUGAUGAGAAGAAAGAAGUACAGCAGCAAAUACCAACCAUAGAAGCAAAAAGUGCUAAUGCAAAUGAGAAAAUAACAAGUACUGAUGUGGCCAGUGGUAACAAAGCCGCCGCAAACGUAUCAACAGGAUUACCACGUGAUUUGCUUGUUGAACGUGAACAAAGUGGACGAAUACAAUCUUUGACAAAAUUCAUCUAUCAUCAUGGUUAUCUAUGUAAUCGUACAGUAACUGCAUGGAUUAUUACGAUCUCAUAUUUGCUAUGCAUAUACAUUUUUCUUGCGUUACUAGUGACUGCGGGCAUAUAUAUGUUGUUAUACACUACCCGAGAUGCACCAGUGUACUACGGCGAGACUACUUUCAUUGGUGGUAUUCCAGGGAUUGGUUUUGAACCCCGAAAGCGAAGUAUGAAAAAAGAGCAAAAUAUUUUUAGAUGGAAUAUUGAUGAUCCAACAUCAUAUGCUUUUUAUGUGCGAAGGCUGCGGAGAAUUCUGUAUGAAUAUGCGAAGAUGGAGAUAAUACCCAGCAAAUUCAAAAUAGAUUGCAAGAAAACAGUUGUACCGUACGUGGGUGGAAAACCUGUAAAACAUUUCUGCAAAGUAGAAGCAACCAAUACGGACGAGAAUUACGGUUAUGGUGAUUGUGCUUUAAGCAAGAAAGUUUUUGUUUUGCACUUCUGCUUGUAUAAGACAAAGGUCAAAGAUCAUCCCAUAUCUACUUUAUAUAUUUUGAACAAUGUUGAGCAAUGGAAAACUAGGUUUGGAUAUGAUAUUGGUACACUUUGUGUUAUGCUGCGCAUAAAUAAGUUAUUUGGUUAUUAUCCAGAAAGUCCAACAUAUGACUUGUUUGCUAACAGUUCGCUAGAUUUUGAAGCACAUAAAAUAUGUGACCAAGUAGCGAAUGUAACAGCUUGCUGCAACGAUGACCGAAUGUUGUUCCAGUGUUCUGUCAUGGAAGGAAAUACAAAUGUAACUAUAGCACAAUAUCCAAAAUUUGGUUAUCCCUAUUGCUUCUAUCCGUUCAAUAAUCAAGACGGUUAUAUGCAACCAUUUGUCAUGAUCCAAUUGUUCAACUUGAUACCGAAUAAGAGAACUGGAAUCCAAUGUGUGCCAACAGCACCGGACCUUCAGUAA